Messenger RNA from Caenorhabditis sp. 36 PRJEB53466, 1557 nucleotides. NCBI's taxonomy places the organism in Eukaryota, Metazoa, Nematoda, Chromadorea, Rhabditida, Rhabditidae. The record is from the annotation of a GenBank genome assembly.
AUGAAUUCCUUCUUCUAUCUCUACAAAGCACUGCAAUAUCAGACGGACAAGGGACCAGUGGAUGCGGUGACGGGAGAUGCGAGGUACACAAUCAACGAGUCCAGGUUGCUCAGGGAAAGUGUCGAGACGAAGACCUUGGUAGGAAGGAAGUUUGCACCAUUGACAAGAACUUUGAUUCCAGAUGAUUUCCGUGAUUCCUUUCGAGAAGUGCGAGGAUUCGAUUCAACUGGAAGUGCAUGCUUGCGACGCCAUCUGCCAAGUCAAACAGAAAGUCGCUUCAGCCGUUUAUCGGGAGACACCGUACUCACAGAGGCCCAGAAUAACACAGUUCGAUCUGAGUGAGUUCUAUCCAUCGUCAACUCCUUUCCAUGUGUAUUUUUCUUCCAGAAUACAAGUGCCCCGGUCGUGGAGAUGUGAAACUGACGGAUGUCGUCGAAACUGACACACUAUCACAAAAGAAGCUACCCGUGAAACUUUUGACUGUUUCGGAUUACGGAAUUACGGAUGGAGCAGUUUUGGAGAUGUCGCCAGCAGUUUAUACGGCCAGUAGCUAUAGAAGUGAGCAUUUCUUUUCGUGCCCGUCAUGUUUCCCAUCUCGCUCUUUUCAGACUCUCUCGCCGAUUCUGGCCAGUCCUCGUGGUCUUCUCUGGAUCGUUGUUCUCCGAUAUACUCGUCCUCCAAGUAUUACCAUCUGAAAAAUCCCUCUUCUGGCACAAUGACGUUCAAGAAGAAGACGUCAUUUAACGACAACAAUAUUCCCAAGUCUAUUCCAGAAGUCUAUUUGACCCGUUUGCUCACUAGCAAAGGGACGGUCGAGACGUACGUGGAAGAUUUCCUCGAGUCGGUUCUCUACAUGAACGAAUCUUCGUUCCCUCCAAUUCUAAAGUUCUUCUUCGACGUUCUCGAUCGAGAAGCGGCGACGAACGGCGUCUCCGAGAACAUUUGUCAGCAGUGGAAGGCCAACGGAUACGUGCUCAGAGUGUGGGCCAACUUUGUUCGCAAUCCGCAGCUCAUUUUCGACGUUCCGCAUUCAGUGUCGAUGGAUGCCAAUCUGAGUACGGUUGCGCAGACUAUGGUAAGUAACUGGGGAACACGGAUAACCAAUAAAUCCUUCUUUCUUUUCAGAUGGACUGUUUCUCGUUUUCUGAGCCUGUUCUCGGUGCGCAUUCACCCUCCUCCCGUCUUCUUUUCGCCAAAGACGUCGCCAGACUCCGCCCACUUUCGGUCGAUCUCUUCAAAAGAGUCAAAAACAGUCCGCCACUGGGCACCGACGAGUUGAGGACAGAACUGGUGAACAUGGCUAACGUAAGUAUCGCGCUCUCCUCUCUGAUCUUCCAUUGCUCCUUCUUCCAGGACGUGUCUACCUGCAAAGGUUCUUCUUUGGCACUCUCCGAACUGCUUUCUUGGGUGCGAGGAAACGGAAUUCGCAUUUCGCAAUUGCUCUCCUCAAACGAAGAGACAAGUCAACAGAGACUGCCUCAGAAGCUGUCACAAGUACUUCAUGUUUGUCUGGAAACUGACAAUCACAUCUAUUCCACCAUUUCCGACUACGACUGA